Soboliphyme baturini is the source of this 714-nucleotide messenger RNA. NCBI's taxonomy places the organism in Eukaryota, Metazoa, Nematoda, Enoplea, Dioctophymatida, Soboliphymatidae. The record is from the annotation of a GenBank genome assembly.
AUGUCAUGCAGGACAAGUCGAUCCGAUCCGAUCCGAGCCGAGCCGAGCCGAGCCGAUCCGACCCAAGCUGACCCUAUCCGGUCCGGUCUGGUCCGGUCCCGUGUGCGAUUGACUGGCGUUGGUCAAGCGAUGGCCGGCCGAAUCGCCGCGAGAGGGCGAGGGCAAACAGUAAAUGUCGAGCGAGACCCGGCAAAGAAACGCGCGCGUGGUGCUGAGGCGACGCCGCCGGCAUGUCAAGUUAAGACCGGCGAGCCAGGCCAGUAUCGAACGGUAUUGAUCAGCACGCAGAGGCAAUCAAUGCACACUACAAGCCUCUGUUUUCACUCACGGACCACCUUGACGCAUCCUCGGGUAACGUAUUUUGUCCGAGUCACGGUAAACAUCUCUGAUAUUAUCCCUCCAACUCGACCACCGCCUCCGGCUGUCAUUAGCGCUAGAGGCGCUUCUUUUUCGAUCUCCUCUUCUGCCAGUUCCACAUCCCUUGGCGACCGUCAGCCGAUGGGCGGACAGCGACGAGUUUCGUUAUUUUUGCAUUGCCUCGGUGUGUCUGGUAGAUCCUCAGCUGAAAGCAGAAAAACGCUAAGCUACGCGAAUUACUGCCGCGAAACUACGACAGCGUUUUGGUCCGGAUCCCGUCGGUCGCCACGAAGCAUUCGCUGUCCUCCGUGGCCACCCGACCGAAGAAACGGAGCGGCCGACGGCCACGACGCUUAA